AUGCAGUUUGUGUCAACACGGCCGCAGCCUCAGCAGCUGGGCAUCCAGGGCCUGGGGCUGGACAGCGGGAGCUGGAGCUGGGCGCAGGCCCUGCCCCCGGAGGAGGUCUGCCACCAGGAGCCGGCGCUGCGCGGGGAAAUGGCCGAGGGAAUGCCGCCCAUGCAGGCUCAGGAAUGGGACAUGGAUGCCCGGCGACCGAUGCCUUUCCAGUUCCCGCCCUUCCCAGAUCGGGCCCCCGUCUUCCCCGACCGCAUGAUGCGAGAGCCCCAGCUGCCCACGGCGGAGAUCUCGCUCUGGACCGUGGUGGCCGCCAUCCAGGCUGUGGAGAGGAAGGUGGACGCCCAGGCCAGCCAGCUGCUCAACCUGGAGGGGCGGACGGGGACAGCCGAGAAGAAGCUGGCUGACUGUGAGAAGACGGCCGUGGAGUUCGGGAACCACAUGGAGGGCAAGUGGGCCGUGCUGGGGACCCUGCUCCAGGAGUACGGGCUGCUGCAGAGGCGGCUGGAGAACAUGGAGAACCUACUGAGGAACAGGAACUUCUGGGUCCUGCGGCUGCCCCCGGGCAGCAAGGGCGAGGUCCCCAAGGUUCCAGUGACUUUUGUGGACAUUGCUGUUUACUUCUCCGAGGACGAGUGGAAGAACCUGGACGAAUGGCAGAAGGAGCUUUACAACAACCUGGUUAAGGAGAACUACAAAACCCUGAUAUCCCUGGACUCGGAGGGACCCGUGUCCAAGCCGGAAGCCCCAUCUCAGGCUGAGCCUCGGGAAGAGCCCUGCGUGUGGGAGCAGCGUGACCCAGAAGAGAGAGAGAUCCUCAUGGAUCCAGACACAGGAGCAGAGCCCCUGGGGCCAGCACCAGAUGCAUCCUCUCAGGUGAAGCGGGAGGAGGCCCUGUGCACCCGGGCUCAGCGGGGCCUGGAGGAGAGAGCCAUCCCCACGGAGUCCAUAACCGAUUCGCCGGCGUCCGCCCAGGAUCUCCUGUCCCGGAUCAAACAGGAGGAGCCCCCGUGCGUGUGGGACCAGCAGGACUUGGCGGAGAGGGACAUCCCAACGGACCCCAACUCAGAGUCUCUGAUCUCCGCCCACGACAUCUUGUCAUGGAUAAAGCAGGAGGAGCAGCCGUACCCGUGGGGCCCACGCGACUCCAUGGACGGGGAGCUCGGGUUAGACUCUGGCCCCGGUGACAGCCUACUGAUGGUGAAGAACCCGGCCCCGCCGCCGCCGCCGCCGCCGCCGCAGCCCGCGCCGCCCAGCCUGCCCCCGCUGCCGGCGCCCCCGGAGGACGCGGGCGGCCCCCCGAGCCGCGGCGGGGGCGCCCUGCUGGACGACAGCUUCCCGGCGCUGCCCGGGGAGCGCGGCGCGGGCGGCGAGGGCGGCGGGAGCGCGGGCGGCGGCGGCGCGGGCGCGGGGGCGGCGGGCGGGGGUCCGGGCGGGGGCUGCGGCAGCUGCUGCUCCCCGGCCGGCCUCCGGCGGAGCCUCCUCCUGCACGGCGGCGGCGGCGGCGGCGGCGGAGGCGGCGGCGGGGCUCGCAGCAAGCCCUAUGCGUGCCCGGAGUGCGGCAAGAGCUUCGGCGUGCGCAAGAGCCUGAUUAUCCACCACCGCAGCCACACCAAGGAGCGGCCGUACGAGUGCGCGGAGUGCGAGAAGAGCUUCAACUGCCACUCGGGCCUCAUCCGCCACCAGAUGACGCACCGCGGCGAGCGGCCCUACAAGUGCUCCGAGUGCGACAAGACCUACAGCCGCAAGGAGCACCUGCAGAACCACCAGCGGCUGCACACGGGCGAGCGGCCCUUCCAGUGCGCGCUGUGCGGCAAGAGCUUCAUCCGCAAGCAGAACCUGCUCAAGCACCAGCGCAUCCACACGGGCGAGCGGCCCUACACGUGCGGCGAGUGCGGCAAGAGCUUCCGCUACAAGGAGUCGCUCAAGGACCACCUGCGCGUGCACAGCGCCGGCGGCGGCGGCCCCGGCGGCGGCCCUGGUCUGGGCGCCCCGCGGCCCCUGCAGCCGCCGCCAGAGCGAGACUAG
Rangifer tarandus platyrhynchus (Svalbard reindeer) is the source of this 2025-nucleotide messenger RNA. The record is from the annotation of a GenBank genome assembly. NCBI's taxonomy places the organism in Eukaryota, Metazoa, Chordata, Mammalia, Artiodactyla, Cervidae.